Hemicordylus capensis (graceful crag lizard) is the source of this 1554-nucleotide messenger RNA. It is a transcript of the gene HNRNPA1, whose product is annotated as heterogeneous nuclear ribonucleoprotein A1. Lineage: Eukaryota; Metazoa; Chordata; Lepidosauria; Squamata; Cordylidae. The record is from RefSeq and is a predicted model, not a curated record. The transcript is spliced from 12 exons. Gene Ontology annotation, molecular function: RNA binding. The coding region runs from base 136 to 1224 and encodes 362 amino acids.
GAACGGGGGUGGGCGCUGAUAGUGAGGCGGCUGCUCACUGCUGACUCUGCCUCUUUUCGUCUCGGUGCUCGCAGGAGGUAACGUCGUGCUCGCCGAAGUCAAUCUAGGCCUUUGUUUCUCAUUUUCGCCGUCGCUAUGUCUAAGUCUGAGGGAUCGUCCGAUUACGGGUGCGAUCUUUCUCCUCACGAAUCCCCCAAAGAGCCUGAACAGCUGCGCAAACUGUUUAUUGGUGGCCUCAGUUUUGAGACAACAGAUGAGAGCCUUCGCAGUCAUUUUGAACAAUGGGGCACACUUACAGAUUGUGUGGUAAUGAGAGACCCAAAUACAAAGCGCUCCAGAGGUUUUGGAUUUGUUACUUAUUCAACAGUAGAAGAGGUUGAUGCUGCUAUGAAUGCUAGGCCACACAAGGUUGAUGGUAGAGUGGUUGAACCAAAGAGGGCUGUAUCCAGAGAGGACUCUCAAAGACCUGGAGCUCACUUGACAGUGAAAAAAAUCUUUGUUGGGGGAAUUAAGGAAGAUACAGAGGAGCACCACUUAAGAGACUAUUUUGAACAGUAUGGCAAAAUUGAAGUUAUUGAGAUAAUGACCGACCGUGGCAGUGGCAAAAAGAGGGGGUUUGCUUUUGUUACUUUUGAUGACCAUGACUCUGUGGACAAGAUUGUCAUUCAGAAGUACCACACUGUGAAUGGGCAUAACUGUGAAGUCAGGAAAGCCUUGUCAAAGCAGGAAAUGGCCAGUGCGUCAUCCAGCCAAAGAGGCCGUAGUAGUUCUGGCAGCUUUGGGAGUGGCCGUGGAGGUGGAUUUGGCGGCAGUGACAACUUCAACCGUGGCAGCAACUUUGGUGGCCGUGGUGGGUUUGGCAGUCGCAGUGGUGGAGGUGGCUAUGGAGGUAGUGGAGAUGGCUAUAAUGGAUUUGGCAGUGAUGGUUAUGGAGGUAGUGGCCCUGGAUACUCUGGAGGAAGCAGGGGAUAUGGUAGUAGUGGCAGCUAUGAUGGCUAUAACAAUGGUGGUGGCGGUGGUUUUGGAGGCGGCAGUGGCGGAAGCAGUUUUGGAGGAGGUGGAAAUUACAAUGACUUUGGCAGUUACAACAACCAAUCCUCAAACUUUGGACCCAUGAAAGGAGGAAACUUUGGAGGCAGGAGCUCCGGCCCAUACGGUGGAAGUGGUGGUGGCUACGGUGGCUCUGGCAGUGGGAGUAGUUAUGGUGGUGGAAGGCGGUUUUAAUUCCUAGGAAACAAAGCUUAGCAGGAGAGGAGAGCCAGAGAAGUGACAGGGAAGCUACAGGUUACCACAGUUGUGAACUCAGCCAAACACAGUUGUGGCAGGGUAGAGCUGCCUCAUGAAGACAUGUGUUAGACAAACGCUUGUUUGCAAACAUCAGGACUGUAUUUGUGACUAACUGUAUAACAGGAUAUUUUAGUUUUUGUGUUCUGUGGAAAGUGCAAAGCAUUCCAACAAGGGUUUUUAUGUAGAUUAUUUUUUCCACACCCAUGCUGUUGAUUGCUGACUGUAAUAGACUGAUCAUGACGCUUAAUAAAUGUGUCUUUUUUUAAA